AAGGCUACAAACUCGGCACCACUAAAUCUAGUAAAGAAAAAGGGGAAGACCUAGAAAAAUACAUUACCGAGCAAUUACAAACCACUUAUAACGGCACCGAUGACAUUAGCAAGAUUACUCAUGUGGGAACCAAAGCCGAUAUCAGCCACAUUAUCCAUACUAACGGACAAACCCAAGGCCAAAUCAUUUACGAAAUUAAAAAUGAGGCUAAAUGA
This is a messenger RNA of Ambispora leptoticha, 215 nucleotides long. The record is from the annotation of a GenBank genome assembly. NCBI's taxonomy places the organism in Eukaryota, Fungi, Glomeromycota, Glomeromycetes, Archaeosporales, Ambisporaceae.